Messenger RNA from Cydia pomonella (codling moth), 3012 nucleotides. RefSeq names its product S-phase kinase-associated protein 2-like. The record is from RefSeq and is a predicted model, not a curated record. Gene Ontology annotation, molecular function: protein binding. NCBI's taxonomy places the organism in Eukaryota, Metazoa, Arthropoda, Insecta, Lepidoptera, Tortricidae. Gene Ontology annotation, cellular component: SCF ubiquitin ligase complex. The coding region runs from base 715 to 2304 and encodes 529 amino acids. The transcript is spliced from 13 exons. Gene Ontology annotation, biological process: SCF-dependent proteasomal ubiquitin-dependent protein catabolic process.
GAGAAAAUUAUACAAUUUAAAUAGCUUUACGUGAAACGUACGUACAUUACGUAUAGUAAUAAAGUAUUUAAUUACUGUUAUAUUUUACAAUAAGGAUGUCUCCUAUAUUGAAAUAAAUUAUUUCACAGCAUGCACGAAAUAAAACACUAAAUAAUUAUACGCAAAACAUAGAUCGCAGGUAUUUUUAAACAAAAUUUCUAUUUAAAAAUUCGGAUAGAAAUAAAAAGUAGGUGAGUUGACCUAGACGUCACUAUACUUUUUCAUAUAGAGACCGUGCGCGUUGGAGGGUCUGCCAUCUUGUGGCCUGAAUCGGAACCAAAAACAUUUACAUUUACACGUCACGUGUUUUCUUGUGCAUAGUAGGUUCUGCCAUCUUGUGGGCUACAUCGGAACAAUAAACAUCACAUUUACGCCUCGCGGCAAAUAUCUGAUGGCUCUUGUGCUGCCUCCUACACAGUUCAUGCACGCUCCCUCUAAAUUUUGUAACAGCAAAUCGUUUUGACCGUUCCUAAAAAAGAAACUGAUUUGACUAGUAGGAGAAUACUGGAGAAUACCUUUUUUUUUAAAACUUUAACGAGCCUGUUUUUAUGUGGCAACAUUAACUUAACUGAUUCACUUGCUUGUCUAUGUCUAUUUUUCGCUCUGUGUUCUGUGAUGUGAUGUGCGAUCAUUGACCGCUGAUUUUGCGUGAAAUAAUUGAACUUUCAUAACGUAAUGAGCGUUAACAAUUUCGACGAUGUGCAUCCUUUAUCCAGUGGCUUGGACGAAGUGGAUAGUCCUCGGAAACGUAUGCGUAUUGAAAGCCCAGCACGUAAAAGUUGGAGCUUAACGGACAGGAAAACUGAUCAGGAGGUGUUGCAAGAGAUGGGAGUCAGUUUUCUAGAUUCAGACGAAAAUGAGCAGCAGUGUGAAACAGAAACAGUGGGCAGUCCGCUCAAACCCAACCUAAAACGGAAGCAUGACAUAGAGAAUGUGAACCCAAAUGUGAACAGUAUCACUUCACCGCGCUCCAAGUUUAGCCCCCGGAGCCCCCGAGGCAAGAUAUGCAGCCCCAGCCCGGGGCCUUCUAAAGCCAAGAGCCCUAGGAGCUGUGAGAAAUCAAAACCCCUGCAACCAACAGACCUGGAAUCCACACUGCUCCAUGACUAUGUCAUCGAGGAAGAGACCCCAAUGGGCCAGUCGGUUGCUGUGGCUCCGCGGUACCUGCCCGCGUCUCCGGGGCAGUCCCCGCUGUCCAUAUACACGGAGGACACCAAGGAUGUCCAGGACAGGGAUAUACAUAAGGAUAAUUGCCAGUCACCCAUAGCAGAACUGCAGCUGGCUAACUACCAAACCGGGGUGGAUUCAUUCUCAGUAUUAUCAGACGAGAUGAUGCUGAGUGUCUUCCGGUGGUUACCGAAGCGGACCCUGGCUCAUUGCAUGCUGGUCUGCAAAAGGUGGCAUCGAGUAGCGUGUGAUGAGACGCUGUGGCAGAGACUGGACCUCGGCAACAAGACUCUUAAUAAGAACGCUUUAGGAAGGAUAUUAGGGCGUCUACCCGUCAUAGUUCGCCUCGCGAGUUCAGAGAUUUCAGAAUGGCACCCCUCGUCACCGCCGGAGCAGUCCCGGGUGCAGUACCUGGACCUCAGCAUGAGCACCGUGGACCCGCGCACCCUGGACUGCCUCCUGGAGCGCUGCGGCGGCGUCAAGAAACUCAGCCUCGAGAGUAUUCAAGUGCGGGACAGCACCUGUCAACUUAUUGGUAAAUGUAGUAAUUUAGAAACGUUGAAUCUGACGAUGGCACAGGGGGUCACCGCCGAAGGACUGACCGCGAUACUAGAAGGCUGUGUUAGUUUACAAUCAUUGAACAUAUCAUGGUGCAACCUGAGCGAAGCGGCGCUUACGGUCCUGGUGUCAAAUCUGCCGGAAAAACUGCAACGGCUGAACCUCGGCGGUGCGAGGAUCAUGACAGAUGACAUGGUGGCUACUUUAUGCUCUCGAGGCUCCCGGCUGCUGGAGCUGGACCUGUCGGACUGCUCGCGGCUGGGCGCGCGCGCGGUGGCCGCGGUGGCUUGUCUGCCGCGGCUGGAACACCUCGCUCUGAGCCGGUGCUAUUUGCUGCCUCCACAUGUGCUCACAAAGCUGAGCAGCAUGCCGUCGCUGCAGUACCUGGAGGUGUGGGGGAUGCUGCAGACGGCGUCUCUGAGCGCCCUGCGCGCCGCGCUGCCCGCCAUACAGGUCAACCAGUUCAUGUUCAGUGCGAUAGCGCGGCCGACGGUUGGCGCCAGAAGAACAUCUAUUUGGGGCCUACGGACCAGAGACUGACUUACACAUAUCGAAUAUUUUUUUAUUAAACUCUUCCAACCUUAGAAUAAUAAAGGGCUAUUACACGAGAUGUCGCUUACGAAAUGCCUUAGGUGGCAAACUACCAUCAGGGGCUCCCAGGCCAAAUUCGCUGUUUUUACGUCGCUAUAGCAUGCUUGAACGUUGUACAAACAAUAAAGUUCUGUACGGAAUAAUUAGGUCUACUGAUAUUUCAAAAACCAUACCGUAUACCAGUAUAUAAUUUUUCCGUAUAAACUCCCUUGUUAUGCAACAGUUAGAUAUGAAACUUUUCCUACUCCUCUACUGUUAUCUGUCAUUUAUGCAUUCAUUAACACGAAUAUAAGAACAUACAUAAAAGAUUUCAAGAAAAGUCUAUAUUGUCUAUUCCUCAUAAAAGCUCUUGUGCUUUUAUAAGCUAUAAUGUUACUGCGAUUAAUGGCUACCAACCUAACAAAACCAAAACGAAUACAGUUUUAAACUAAGUGCAUUGAUGCCAACUUACAAAAUAUUCAUUUGGUUGCAUAGUAAAAAUAAUUACUUCAUAAGUCAGAAACACGCAUGUGACACCCGUAAUAUAGCAACACCCAUAGACUACGAAGACCGCUUAGCGUUGCUUGUUAGUCUCCGUAAGCUACGGUGGCCAAAAUUGAGAAAAAACUGUCCAAAAAAUAAAUUUAGCAAGUAGCAAGUACCAGGGCCUCAUGAGUU